GAGGGAGUGUAUCCGUUAGAAAGGGUGUGUGUGUGUGUGAGAGAGAGGAAGAGAGUACUCUCAGUGCAGUCUGAUCAGCGGUUCUGUCUCCUUCUUGUUCUGUGGAUUACAGCUCCCACUGCUUUCUGGAUCCCCCCUCGCAUUACUGGAAACUACUAUCUGGAGUUGCUACAUUCCCACAGGUGUUAGCUGGAUCUUUGCACUUAAUUCUAACUGUUUAACUAUGGAGCAGAACGGUCGUGCCCUGCCGCCGUCAAUACCUGAGGAUAGUGAAGUCCUGGACCAUGUUCCUCGUGGGGAUAUGAAUGGCUUCCACCAGAGGCUUCAGGACGGAGGGGAGGCGGAGGUCCCAGAGUCCAAAUCUCAGAGGCGGAAGAGCGAUGUCAAAGUCUAUAAGGAGUUUUGUGAUUUUUACGCUCGCUUCAACAUGGCCAACGCUCUGGCCAACGCCAUGUGCGAGCGCUGUAAGAGCGGCUUUGCCCCGGCGGAGAAGAUCGUGAACAGUAACGGGGAACUUUACCACGAGCAGUGCUUUGUGUGCGCCCAGUGUUUCCAGCAGUUCCCAGAGGGACUCUUCUAUGAGUUUGAAGGCAGGAAAUACUGUGAACAUGACUUCCAGAUGCUCUUCGCUCCCUGCUGCCACCAGUGUGGUGAAUUCAUCAUCGGCCGUGUGAUCAAGGCCAUGAACAACAGCUGGCACCCUGACUGCUUCUGUUGUGAUAUCUGCCAGGCUGUGCUGGCCGAUGUGGGCUUUGUAAAGAACGCUGGAAGGCACUUGUGUCGCCCGUGUCACAACAGAGAGAAAGCUCGGGGCCUGGGCAAGUACAUCUGUCAGAAGUGUCACGCAAUCAUUGAGGAGCAGCCUCUGUUGUUCAAGAAUGACCCCUACCACCCUGAUCACUUCAACUGCAACAACUGCGGUAAGGAGCUGACUGUAGAUGCCAGGGAGCUGAAGGGGGAGCUCUACUGUCUGCCUUGCCACGACAAGAUGGGUGUCCCCAUCUGCGGAGCCUGUCGCAGACCCAUCGAGGGCCGUGUGGUCAACGCCAUGGGCAAGCAGUGGCAUGUGGAGCAUUUUGUGUGUGCUAAGUGUGAGAAACCGUUCCUGGGACACCGUCACUACGAACGCAAGGGCCUGGCCUACUGCGAAACACACUACAACCAGCUGUUUGGAGACGUCUGCUACCACUGCAACCGUGUCAUUGAAGGAGAUGUGGUGUCUGCUCUGAACAAGGCCUGGUGUGUCAACUGUUUUGCCUGCUCCACCUGCAACACCAAGCUCACCCUCAAGGAUAAGUUUGUGGAGGUGGAUCUGAAACCCGUGUGUAAGCACUGCUAUGAGCGCCUGCCGGAUGACAUGAAGCGCCGACUUGCCAAGCGGGAACGUGACUCAAAAGACAAGAAGAAGAAGAAUUUGAUACCCAUGAACAAGUUUGUGGAGUUUGACAUGAAGCCAGUGUGUAAGAAGUGCUAUGAGAAAUUCCCUCUGGAGCUGAAGAAGAGACUGAAGAAACUCUCCGAAACUGUGGCCCGCAAGUGAACAAACGGUCGAGCCGCAGGCAGGGGAGCAAGAUGAGACCAUGAGGAGGCCUCACAUGGAAAAAGUCACAUUUCCCGAAGCGACAAUCGUAAAAGAGAUGAGAGAUUAUGUGGUUGAUAUCGUUGGUAUUUUCAAUUUUGGUUGGUUAUUUCAGUGAAAAGAUCAAUUUGUUUGUCCUCUCAGUCACAGCUUCAAAGCACUGAGGAUCAUUUUAUCAGCCUGAAACUGACAGGCUCAGAGUAUUGGUUUCUUGGUUUGACUUGAACCUGUUCAGCUCAGUUACUGCACUGUACUUUAUUCACAUGCUUGCCUUCUUUCACUGCUAUACAUAUAAGUAUAUAUAGACAUAAACACGCCUGACGAUGGUCCUAUAUUUAUAGUAUCGUGAGCUUUAAGAGACCAUUGACACAUGGGAGUAGUAUUUCUCCUUAACGCUGUGUUGACAUGUUGAUCGACAGUUUGCCAACUUGUCUCGAUGCCAAAAGAACGUGUCUCCUGUUUGACUCCUGUUACCGUAUGUAACUGAUACUCUUAUAUCAUAUAAAGCCAAAUGUGUAUAUAAUAUUAUAUCUAAUAUGUCAUUUUUUUCACCAACUUGUAUUCUUUUAUGUAUUACUAACUUGUAUAUCCUGUAUUAUGCUAUAUAAGUUUAUUUUUUAGCCCUAUAAAAUGUAAAAAAAAAUUCAGUGACGGUCUGAGGACAUCACACUGGCUCUUCGAUGCUGCAGUGAUGGACUAAACCAUUAUCUGCACUUUGAUGGAUUGCCCUGUUACAUAUAUGCAUUUUAUAUCUGAAACAAUACGAAACAGGUGGAAAGUGGUAUUUAUAGUGUUACACGUUUAUUAAGUUUUAGUUUUACCCACUGUCAAUUCCAGUAAAUACAUGAGUGUCAAACAAUAUUAGAAACACCUUUCAGAAGUAAUCCAAUCCAGUUCAACACCAGCUUAUAAAUGACCAACUUCUCUGACGCUCUGUCAACGACUACUGGACUGUGCAGUGACAGCUUUUAUUUUCAUGACAACUGGUAACUAGCUGCGUGUGUGGUUGUGUGUGUUACAACAUGAUAGCCUGUGGCAUGUGCUGAGACCGGAUCUUGGAGUAAUGUCCGAUGUAAGAACUUGUGUGUGUGUGUGUAAUCCAGAGAAAGUGAUCCUCUUAGGAAGGUGUACCGACUUCCUCGGGCUCAGACCCUCUUAGCAAAGAAAAACCAACUGUUGUGAAUGGGGGAAGAAUCGUUUCCGUAUUUCACUAGGAUUCACUCGAGCUGUAUAUUAUUGUAGAAAGCUUUUCUUUUGUGUAAAGAAAGACACAUUCCACAAAAACCCACCCAUUUCUCAUAUGUCACUUAGGAGUAACACUUUCCAUCUGAUUGAUUGUUGUAAAUCAGAACUUCAGCUUCAAUAAUAAAGAGUCCAAAAUGUAGUUUUAUUUGAUAUUUAACCAUCUGGGUGACGGAGAUGACUCUGCCGCUGUUACAUUGUAUUUUAUCGUCACAAUGCUUUUUCAAGAGACAAUGUUUCUCCAUGUAAACACACCAAAGUGCAUGUUCCAGACUUGAAUGGAAAGUUAUUUUUCAGUAUAUCUAAGUUGAUUCUAUUAUUUCUUCUGAAUAAAUGUUGGUCAAUGCUAA
Pleuronectes platessa (European plaice) is the source of this 3171-nucleotide messenger RNA. RefSeq names its product LIM and senescent cell antigen-like-containing domain protein 1. NCBI's taxonomy places the organism in Eukaryota, Metazoa, Chordata, Actinopteri, Pleuronectiformes, Pleuronectidae. Gene Ontology annotation, biological process: positive regulation of substrate adhesion-dependent cell spreading; cell-cell junction organization; cell-cell adhesion. The record is from RefSeq and is a predicted model, not a curated record. The coding region runs from base 224 to 1540 and encodes 438 amino acids. Gene Ontology annotation, cellular component: cell-cell junction; focal adhesion; cytoplasm. The transcript has 11 exons.